Molecule: messenger RNA, 555 nt
Organism: Lepus europaeus (European hare)
Lineage: Eukaryota; Metazoa; Chordata; Mammalia; Lagomorpha; Leporidae
Gene: TMCO2
Product: transmembrane and coiled-coil domains 2
Exons: 2
Coding region: 1-555 (184 amino acids)
Cellular component (GO): nucleus
Source: RefSeq, a predicted model, not a curated record
AUGCCACCAUCUUCACCUUCAUUUACCUGGGACAACCUCUUAGAUUCUCUCUCUCUCAGCACAAUAUGGAAUUCGCUACAAGCAAUUUUUCUUGGAGAGACUAGUACGCCUCAGACAGACAGUUUGGGGAUACUAGAUAAUCUUGCUCCGGCUGUGCAAGUCAUCCUGGGGAUUUGCUUUUUGGCUUUGUUGGCAAUAGGAUUAUAUUCCUUAUGGAAACGAAGUGUUCGGUCAAUUCAGAAAAUACUGUUGUUUGUCAUCACUCUCUACCAGCUUUACAAGAAGGGCUCAGAUUUUUUUCAGGCUUUGCUAGCCAACCCAGAAGGGAGUGGUCAACUUAAAGAAAAUAGUAAUUUCUUCCUAUCCUUGGGUCUUCAAGAGAAAAUUUUGAAGAAACUCCAGAUGGUGGAAAACAAAGUGAAGGACCUGGAAGGGAUGAUCAUUGCCCAGAAGCCUGCCACGAAGAGGGAGUGCUCCUCUGAGCCCUACUGCAGCUGCUCAGACUGCCAGAGUCCUCUGUUCACAUCGGGGUUUACGUCUACGUCUGAAAUGUGA